GACAUAAUUGGUUUCUCCGUGAUUAUUUAGUUAUUUAUGUUGAGUGUAUUGAGGUAUACAGGCGCGACAUUGCUGUAGCAGGAUGGGUGAGGGUGACGAUAUAGUCCGAGUGACGGUAAAAUGGAUGGGCAAGCAGUUUAACGAUCUUGAGCUAAAUCUUAGUGAGUCAUUGGAGUUGUUUCGUGUACAGCUCUUUUCUCUUACGGGUGUACCGCCUGAACGUCAGAAGCUUAUGUUUAAAGGGCUUCUGUCCGAUAGCAUUGAUCUCCGUAACACUGGUAUUUGCAAUGGUUCUAAGAUUAUGAUGAUCGGCAAUCCUGAAAAGGUUGUAGAAAAUGAAGCUCCCGUACGCUUUUACGAGUUUAUGACACCUCAGGAGAAAUCUGAGUUCCUCUCGGCUAAUAAGACACGAAGACUACCUUGUGGUAUAAUGAACUUGGGUAAUACUUGCUAUUUUAACUCUGUUUUUCAGUUUUUGCUUCCUGUAUCUGAAUUAUGGGAAUCCGUAGAUCUGCUACGUGCUAAAGACGCUACUGACUCUGACCAAGAUCAAUAUAAACUUGCUCUUUCAUUGGCUGAGAUGCGUCAUCAGUUACCAAAAUCAAUUUCUAAAUAUGUUCCUUUAGCACAGGUACAGCUGCUUCGUAAGGUGAAUCCUCUCUUUAGCCGCACUGACGAGAAGACGGGGCUUUAUAUGCAGCAAGACGCUGAGGAAUGCUUAAGUUGCAUUCUAAGUUGCAUCAAUGGUUUGAGCGAUUCUAAAUUAACCGAUGAUUACUUUGGUUAUACUCUAUCAACUGUUAUUCGUAGGAAAGACACCCCUGACGGUGUGGCAGCACCUCCCGUUGGUGACACAUUAAAGGAGCGCAGCAUAAAGUUGAAUUGUUAUAUGGGCACUCAGCUGACUUCUGUAUCUACACUUAUGGAUGGUAUAGCAUUGUCGCUGAAUGAAGAAUUGACGAAAUUCAGUUCUGAGGCGGGCUGCGACGUGAUUCAUGAGAAAGUUUCGAGGAUUUCUGAGCUUCCCAAGUACCUUAUUGUACACUUGGUUCGUUUUGAGUGGAAGCAAGAGAGUGACGUAUCAAAGACCAAUGCAGUGAAAGCAAAGGUGUGCCGUCGCGUCAACUUUGAGCGCGAGCUUGACAUAACAUCCAUAUGUUCUGAGGAGAUUAAACCGUUAGUUCUCGCUGGCAAUGCUAUGGCAAUGCGUAAGGACUUUAACCUAGAGCCAUCUGGUGAGCACGAAUCUUUUCAGGGUUACGAGUUGUACCCGGGAAAAUAUGCCACUGGUAAAUACCAGCUUGAAGCUAUUGUAACUCACCAGGGCAGAAGUGCUGAUGGAGGGCAUUAUGUUUGCUGGGCUAAGGAUCCGCGGGAGGACACAGAGGGCAGCAAUGACAAGAAUGAUCAGUGGUUGAUGUUCGACGACGACAAAGUCACUGAAUACCGUUGGGGUAAUUUCGAUCUCUGCGGUGGCAGAGGUGACUUUCACAUCGCAGUUUUGCUGCUCUAUAAAGCGCAGUACGUCAGCAUAGAGAAGGAGCCUUCAGUUGAGGGUGCUCCAGAGGCUUGAGAUGCCCUCGCGACACUUCGCGUCGGCAGCGUGCCACUU
Babesia bovis T2Bo is the source of this 1612-nucleotide messenger RNA. Its product is annotated as Ubiquitin carboxyl-terminal hydrolase family protein. NCBI's taxonomy places the organism in Eukaryota, Apicomplexa, Aconoidasida, Piroplasmida, Babesiidae. Gene Ontology annotation, biological process: regulation of proteasomal protein catabolic process; proteasome-mediated ubiquitin-dependent protein catabolic process; protein deubiquitination. The transcript is spliced from 3 exons. Gene Ontology annotation, molecular function: cysteine-type deubiquitinase activity; protein binding; proteasome binding. The record is from RefSeq and is a predicted model, not a curated record. The coding region runs from base 83 to 1573 and encodes 496 amino acids.